ACAGCAGAGCAGUGGCAGGGAUUCCAAAACUCUAAGGGAUGGGGAUAGUUGAUGUCUGUCCCAUGGAUAGGGUAUCCCAGUGGGCCUGGCUUGAGAUGGGAGAAUGUUACAGCAAGACAACUGUAGCCCCAGGCUCUGAAUCCCUUGAGACAUACAGCAUGAUAUCUGGAAGUUCAUUGUCAGAGACACAAUCAAAAAAAUUAACGAGAGAGUCGCUGGACACUGGACAGAUGGCGUUGACUUUGGCCCAACUUGAGACCUUGGAACUUUGCCUAAAGGAAGCAGAAGAAAAGACUAAAACCUUAUCGGAACAGCUUGCAGUCUCUGAAGGAACAAAAUCAAAACUGCUCGAACAAAUUACUUGGCUGGAGGAAAAACUAAAGGCUCUGGACCAUAAGGAAGCCAUUUGGGGACAGCAUGAGAAGAUGCUUCUUUUGAAAGACCAGUGCAUUGAGAACCUGCAAGCUGAAUUAAAAGCUUCCGAGGAGCAACUCAUAGCCUAUAAACUAAAGCACAAAAAGAAAAUGAAAAAACUAAAAACUGAUUUGGCAACAGCUAAGCAAGAGGCUGCCUUCACAAUCAUGGAACUCAAUGAGAAGAUAAAGAUGCUCUAUGAAGGAAAGCCAGCCCCUAGAGAAGACAACUCGUCAGAAGAAGAGUUCUGUGGUGGUCUCCCUCCUAUAGAAGAGAGUGAUAGGAAAAUUAGCCUCAUCAUGGAACUGUCGACCCAGCUUUCCUUUCAGACAGAGAAGAUCACUGAGUUGGAAGAAGAGUUGGAGGAGAAGGAAAGGAUAAUUCAGCAGCUGGAAGACAAAUGGGAGCCCCAUGUUUCCCAAAAGGAGGAAAACUCUUCAGAAUGUUUAGAAGAAACCCCAAUUUUCUUUAAUCAUAGCAUCCCUCCUAUGGUCUCUGAUUAGGAUAAAGAAAAACAAUAAAAGUUUAUUAAGUAUCCUCAAGGUAAAGUCCA
This is a messenger RNA of Ictidomys tridecemlineatus (thirteen-lined ground squirrel), 967 nucleotides long. Lineage: Eukaryota; Metazoa; Chordata; Mammalia; Rodentia; Sciuridae. The record is from RefSeq and is a predicted model, not a curated record.